Molecule: messenger RNA, 1110 nt
Organism: Exserohilum turcica Et28A
Lineage: Eukaryota; Fungi; Ascomycota; Dothideomycetes; Pleosporales; Pleosporaceae
Exons: 1
Coding region: 1-1110 (369 amino acids)
Source: RefSeq, a predicted model, not a curated record
AUGUUCUCUGUAUGGGAAAACAAGUGGAUUUACAACCAUCGAACGGAAGGCAAUGGAGAAUUUCUUUCCAGGAAUGCGGUUCAUCGGCGGCCGAACUACGUUCCAUCUUCAAUUCCACUAGCGCAACCUCAGGACAUUGGAACGAGCAUAGCCUCAGUACCUCUCAACUUCCAGGAGCUAGUUGGAAUAGCCGCUUCAUCUGAAACUAGCGUAUGUCCAAACGGUACCUUAGCAAACCAGCUAUCAGAUAUUGGAGAGAAGUCUGACAAGCUUCUAAAGGCUACCCCGCCUCCUCAACAUGUGGCCAGGAAAAAGAUGCGCAGCCCUUCUCCAGGAUCCUCAACUUCUCAUCUGCUUUUCGACAGAAGUGCCGUUCCAUCGGAGAAUGCAUUUUCCCAGUCUGGUACUAAGGAAGAGCCGAUUGUCAUUGAAGAUUUGAUGGACGAAGACAAUAGAGAGACUGAUCAGCAAGACCUCCAUACCGACGUUGAUUUGGUGGAAGACGACGGUGAAAACACAGAUCCUGGUGAAGAUCUUGACUUGAUGCAGUACGCUUUUCGCAAAGAUAUGCAACAGAUCACUCCAGAAAGUCGAACGCCGACCACAGGCAAUCGAAGGCCUAGAGAUAGUCACAGGCGCUCGCCACGUGGCACCCGCGCCCUUCGCGCCUUUGUACACCGCUCAGGUUUUCUUGACUGGAAAAAGCCUGUCGACAACAUGUUAGACGAGGUAUCGAAUAUCUGGGACAACGUGCAAACUCAAUGGAUGGAGUUAUGUGGUAAGCUGUCGAUGAAAGAAGGCCAUAGCAUGCGCCGCUUCAACGACAAGAUAUGCGGGCUCUCGAAUAAAUUCAGAUUGGAAGGGAUUUGCCUCGAUGAUGUACAGAAGUUGGUAAGAGACUGGAAGCUCGUUUAUCGACUGAUUUAUUCACGAAUUGAGUGCCGAACUGAGCAAAGGCUCAUGAAACGCUUUUCAAAAGAAAUGAGCAAGUUUAGAACAGCGUCGAGGGUGCUAAAGGACUGUAACCCUACGGUUAUGGCCAUUACGGAGGAAGAUGAUGAGAAUGACAUAGACUGGAUUCCGAAUGUGAAGCAUGGAAUAGCACAGUAG